AUGUCUUUGUCUCCUGACAUGCAGACACUCUACACCCGGGCCAUUGAGAACCCUUUCACUCUGAGUCCCGCCGAAAAGUACUUCGUCUUGAGGGGCGUCUCCAAGGAGGAAGACGACAAGUCCUGCCUCAGACGCUGCGGCCUCACGCGCAGAGAAGCGCUCGACAAAGCGCUCGCCACCCCCAACGACCUCACUCAAGAGGAGGUCGACUGCAUCUUGGCGGGCACCGAACACGAUCCCGACAUGGCGGAGUUGACGGACGAACAUGCCGAGCUACAGCUAAACGCCCGCGUCAAAGUAGAACAUAUGGGGGACGAGACGAAGGACUACGACGACUGGCUUGCAGUCAUAGUGGCACACUGGCGCAGCACGCAGCUCCGCAACGAGCGCCUUUUCAACGAGGAAAACGAGAUGUGGGAUCUGUUGCGGGCCCGUGCCGAGGCUGCGCCGGAGCUCUCGCGGCCGGCCUGGAUCCAGGAGGUCAUAGACGCGGAGCCGAAGAGAUGGGGGUUCGUUUGUUUCGCGACGGGACACGCGGUGAAGCCUCCAGGCGCGGAGGAAUGGGACCAGAAGGAGGCGGAUCUUGCUGCGAUCGGCCGGUUCGCGGAUAUCAUUGACACGUUCACGUACAAAGGGCUGCGGUACCAGUGGGCGGGUCUGGACGAGGGAAAGCUCUCGGAGACGUACGAGAUGAUGUUUCCCAUGGCGCAGACGUUUCCGGAUACGUCGUUUCCCACCAUGCGGCUUGGGUUCAGGAUGAUGCGGGACAUGGGCAUGGUUCCCGAGGGUCUGCGGACAGACUGCUUUCUGGUGGUGGACUUGGCGGAGGUGCCGGACGGACUUGCGGCAGAUGAUUUGUACAUUAUGCAAUUCGUUGGCACAUCUUCGAUGGAUGUCACGGCCGUGUACGCCGACUACGACGAGGACUCGGCUGAGAUCGAAGGUGGCUUCAUGGGUCAUAUCACCGUGCCUUUGCCUAGGGUGUAUGAUUGGCUGCACUAUAGCUUGUUUGCAGAAAAGGAGACUUGGGAGGAAAGGCACAAGAUGACGACGACGCAGUCUUGGACUAAGGAUAUCUGGGAGAACGAGCGGCCACCUCAAUUUCCUAGAUACUAG
Molecule: messenger RNA, 1116 nt
Organism: Colletotrichum karsti
Lineage: Eukaryota; Fungi; Ascomycota; Sordariomycetes; Glomerellales; Glomerellaceae
Exons: 1
Coding region: 1-1116 (371 amino acids)
Source: RefSeq, a predicted model, not a curated record